AUGAUGUCGUAUCUCAAGCAACCACCUUACGCCGUCAACGGGCUCAGCCUCACCACCUCCGGGAUGGACCUGCUGCACCCGUCCGUCGGGUACCCGGGUAAUUGGGAGUCGUGUCUGCCUGAAUUGCUCCCUCCAGCCACCCCACGCAAGCAGCGGAGGGAGCGCACCACCUUCACCCGGGCCCAGCUCGACGUCUUGGAGGCCCUCUUUGCCAAGACCCGCUACCCGGACAUCUUCAUGCGGGAGGAGGUGGCUCUCAAGAUCAACCUCCCGGAGUCCAGAGUCCAGGUGUGGUUCAAAAACCGUCGGGCCAAGUGCCGCCAACAGCAGCAGCAGCAGCAGAACGGCGGCCAGAACAAAGUGAGGCCCGCCAAGAAGAAAAGUUCCCCGGCUCGAGAAGUGAGCUCCGAGAGUGGGACCAGCGGGCAGUUCACGCCACCUUCCAGCACCUCGGUCCCGACCAUCUCCAGCAGCAGCGCUCCCGUGUCCAUCUGGAGCCCGGCCUCCAUCUCCCCGCUCUCGGACCCCCUCUCGACGUCAUCCUCGUGCAUGCAGAGGUCCUAUCCGAUGACCUACACUCAGGCCUCCGGCUACAGCCAAGGAUACGCUGGUUCCACCUCCUACUUUGGAGGGAUGGACUGUGGAUCUUAUCUCACCCCUAUGCACCACCAGCUCCCGGGACCAGGGGCUGCCCUCAGUCCUAUGGGCACCAACGCUGUGGCCAGCCAUCUCAACCAGUCUCCGGCUUCCCUCUCCACCCAGGGCUACGGGGCUUCCAGUCUGGGCUUUAACUCAGCUACCGAUUGUUUGGAUUAUAAGGACCAAACCGCCUCCUGGAAACUGAACUUCAACGCCGACUGCUUGGAUUAUAAAGACCAGACCUCCUCCUGGAAGUUCCAGGUUUUGUGA
Molecule: messenger RNA, 909 nt
Organism: Gekko japonicus
Lineage: Eukaryota; Metazoa; Chordata; Lepidosauria; Squamata; Gekkonidae
Gene: OTX2
Product: orthodenticle homeobox 2
Exons: 4
Coding region: 1-909 (302 amino acids)
Biological process (GO): regulation of transcription by RNA polymerase II; multicellular organism development
Cellular component (GO): nucleus
Molecular function (GO): RNA polymerase II cis-regulatory region sequence-specific DNA binding; DNA-binding transcription factor activity, RNA polymerase II-specific
Source: RefSeq, a predicted model, not a curated record